GCAGCAGGUGCAGCCUAUCAACAAUAACAACGGGAUCAGCUAACGGUACUCCAGUACUUCCAGACGCAAUGCACCGACUAUUGUUCGUGUUUCUAGCCGCUUCCGGGGCGUCUGUCCUCGGCCUCCCCGGGCUGGGUGUGUCCCGGGCGGCCGGGCCCUGCCUCGCCCCGCUGCAGUGGGAGGGCAGGUGGGUCCUGUACGACCACAGCACCGGGAGGAACAGCCGAGCCGCCGUCUCCUACGACGGCCAAAACCAGAGGAUCCGAGUCCUGCAGCAGCACAAGAAGCACACCCCGUGUCAGAAGUUUUUUGAGUACAUCUACUUGUACCAGAGCAUGGUGAUGUUCCAGAUUGACCAGAAGACCAAGGACUGCGCAAAGAUCGCUCUGACGGAGGCCUGGGAUCCCUUUGACAUCCCAGACAACUCCACCUUUGAGGACCAGUACAUUAUUGGAGGCCCUGGGGACAACAUGGAGGUUCAGGAGUGGUCAGACAGGAAGCCGGCACGCCAGCAUGAGACCUGGGUGGGCGUUUACACCCUGAAGGACUGCUACCCGGUGCAGGAGACCUACACCAGGAACAGCAGCGUCACCACCUCCACCCGCUUCUUCAACCUCCAGCUGGGCAUCAGCGACCCUAACGUCUUCACCCCACCCAGCACCUGUCAAUCAGCUCGACCCAAGAGGAUGGUGGAGUCCAACUGCUGAGGCUCACCUUUAGAUACUUAACAGCAUUCUGAGUCCGAAAUCACUCCCGCAUUCACUCAUUCACUCUUUACGUAACAGAAGCUCAAUAGUUCACUCACAAUGAGCAGUAAACUGAGAUUUCGGACACUUUUACAUCUUCAUUUUGUGUCAGAGUUUACGGGUGUAGUGUAACUUUUGCAUCUGUAAAAUCUGGUGCAUUGUGUUUUUGGGAUUGUAAGCGGAAAGAAUUCAGACAGCUAAAUAAAAUGGUGCAUGGUAAACAUAGCGCACAAUAUGGUAUAAAAGGGAGUGACUUCGGACGCAGUCUUUGUUUAGUGUUUUAUAGAAUUGUUUGUUAAUUUGCUGCUAAUAUGCUAAACUAUUAUCCGGACCAAUGAGCCCUUCGAGCUGCAAUCUAACAAACUAGCUCAUUUGGGAUCCUUAAAGGUCCAGUGUUUAGGAUUUAGUAGCAUCUAGUGGAGAGGUUGCAGAACUGAAACUUCUCCAGUGUGCCAAGCGUGUAGGAGAACUACUGUGGUCGACGCAAAAAAUGCGAAUGGCCCUAUCUACAGCCAGUGUUUGGUUUGUCCAUUCUGGGCAAGGUCUGGGAGAGGACCCGCUCCCUAGCUAGACCUAAAUGUCUCAUUCUAAGGUAACAAAAACACAACAAUUAUUAGUUUCAGGUGAUUAUACAUUAAAGAAAACACACUUAUUAUAUUAUAUUUUUGACAGUAUAUUCCCCUAAAUCAUACGCACUGGACCUUUAAAUGAUUAGCUUCAUGCUAAAAAAAAAGUGACUUUUAGUGUUAUUCUGGCACUCUUCAUUGCAGCCAGUUCCCAGAGGUGUGGGCAUGAGUCACAUGACUUGACUUGACUAAAUCAAAAGAACUUGCAACUCAGCUUGGACUUAAAUGACUACACUUGGACUUGAGCCUUUUGACUUGAAAAUACUUCAUACCUUACCCCAAGCCAAUUUCCUGAAGAGAAAGUUCAACAUAUUUUUUCCAAUAUGACAUGAAUUAGAUAAAACAACACGGCACAGAAACAUGUCCAAUUGAAUUCUUCUGUGGUUUUGGUUAAUAGAACUUUAUACUACAAAGUGGUCAGGAUGAGGGUCACCACCUCCAAGUUUGAGGCCGUGGUUCUCUGCCGGAAAACGGUGGAUUGGCCCCUCUGGGUUGGGAGUGAGUUACUGCCUCAAGCAAAGGAGUUCAAAGAGGUCACGUGUGAGGGUAGAAUGGAGCAUGAGAUGCAUUGGCGGUUUGGCGUGGUGUCUGCAGUGACGCAAGCGCUGCGCCGGACCAUCGUGGUAAAGAAAGAGCUGAGUCAGAAGGCAAAGCUUUCGAUUUACUGGUCCAUCUAUGUCCAAAGUCUCACCUAUGGUCAUGAGCUCUGGGUAGAUACAGAAAGAAUGAGAUGGCGGAUACAAGCAGCCGAAAUUAGUUUAGAAGUUUCUGAAAUUAAUUUAUAGAUGCAUCUGGAGAGAGCUCGGAGUAGAGCCGCUGCUCCUUUGCGACAAAAGGGUUCAGUUGAGGUGUUUCAGGCAUCUUAUCAGGAUGCCUCCUGGGCGUCUCCAGUUAGAGGUGUUCUGGGUAAGUCCAACUGGUAGGAGGCCCCGGGGCAGACCCAGAACGCGCUGGAGGGAUUAUAUGGCUCAUCUGGCCUGGGAACGCUUUGGGGUCACCCAGGAGGAGCUGGAAAGCGUUCCUGGAGAGAGGGAUGUCUGGAGUAUUUUGCUGACCCCACGACCCGGCCUCAGUUAAGCGGUUGAAAAUGGUUGGAUGGAUGGAUACAGUGAAAGUAUAUUGUUGGCACUACUUUUCCAUUUCUCUGUGCUGGCAAUAGCCGUGGCCGGAGGCAAUAUGUUCUCGGGUUGUACGUCCGUCCAUAUGUUCCACUCUCGUGAACAUGAUACGUCAAGAACACAUUAAGAACAAAUUUGGCACAAACGUUCAUUUGGACUUGGACAAUUAACCAAUUUGAUUUUGGUGGUUAAAGGUCAAGGUUGCUUUGACCUUGCAUCUAUCUCAUUCUCGUGAAAGUGAUAUCUCAAUAACACCUCAUGGGGAUUUUUCCAAAUUUGGCACAAACGUCCACUUUGACUUAACAAUCAACUGAUUUGAUUUUGGUGGUCAAACCUGAAAGGUCAGUGUAACCUCACAAAAUAUGUUUUUGGCCAUAACUCAAGAAUUCAUACACUCAUUGUGACAAAACUUCAAACACUUUCAUGUCUUCAUUUGGGACUUGACUCAGUACUUGAGUGCAAAGACUUGAGACCUACUUGUGACUUGUGAAACAAUGACUUGGUCCCACCUCUGCUAAUUCCCAAGCUACCAUGCCAUCAUAAGGCCAACAGUUGGGUUUUAGUGAAGCAUUGUGACUAUGUGCUAGCUUUUCCUAAUUUCUUUGCUCACGACAAACAGUUUGAUAUAAAUCCAAAUCAAUCAAAUGAAGUGCCUCAGAAUAAAAGUCACACAAUAAAAGACACAAUAAUAAAU
Molecule: messenger RNA, 3184 nt
Organism: Epinephelus moara (kelp grouper)
Lineage: Eukaryota; Metazoa; Chordata; Actinopteri; Perciformes; Serranidae
Gene: epdr1
Product: ependymin related 1
Exons: 3
Coding region: 69-707 (212 amino acids)
Biological process (GO): cell-matrix adhesion
Cellular component (GO): lysosome; extracellular region
Molecular function (GO): calcium ion binding
Source: RefSeq, a predicted model, not a curated record